GGACUUCAGAAUUUUGUCUGUUCUCUGGGUACAAUCUGCUAAGCCUGGAGAGAAGUCUGUGCCUGCAGCUGACUCACUCCAGGACUGAUGGGAAUCCUGCCGUUCCUACCGCUCUCCAUGGAGAGCAACUGGAGUGUCCUUGUGUUCUCACGGACCUGGUGCCAUAUGCUACUGUGGACUGCAGUGCUAAAUCUUGUUGCUGGGACUCAUGCAGAUCUUCCGAAGGCUGUGGUGAAACUCGAGCCUCCAUGGAUCCAGGUGCUCAGGGAAGACAUGGUGACACUGAUGUGCGAAGGGACCCACAACCCUGGGAAUUCUUCUACCCAGUGGUUCCACAACAGGAGGUCCAUCUCGAGCCAGGUCCAAGCCAACUACACGUUUAAGGCCACAGCCAACGACAGUGGAGAAUAUCGGUGCCAAAUGGCGCAGACCGGCCUCAGUGACCCUGUACAUCUGGGAGUGAUUUCUGACUGGCUGCUGCUCCAGACUCCUCAGCUGGUGUUUCUGGAAGGGGAAAACAUCAUGUUAAGGUGCCAUAGCUGGAGGAACAAACACCUGAGCAGGAUCUCAUUCUUCCAGAAUGGAAGAUCUGUGAGGUUUCAUCAUCAGAGUACUAAUUUCUCGAUCCCAAAAGCCAACCACAGUCACAGUGGGGACUACUACUGCAAAGGAAAUCUAGGAAAGAUGUCAUACUCCUCCAAGCUUGUCACUAUCACUGUCCAAGGGCCCAAGUCCAGCAGGUCUUUGCCGGUAUUGACAAUUGUAGCUGCUGUCACUGGAAUUGUUGUAGCAGCCAUUGUUAUUAUCCUAGUAUCCUUGAUCUAUCUCAAGAAAAAGCAGGUUCCAGCUCUCCCAGGAAACCCUGAUCACAGGGAAAUGGGAGAAACCUUUCCCGAGGAACUAGGUGAGUACAGAAUGCCCUCUGGGGGCUCAGUGCCUGUCAUCCCAGGGCCUCCACAUGGACUGGAGCCAGCAAGCAGCAGCUCGUACCAUCCUUCUGAUCUGGAAGACGUUGCCAAAACUGAGGUUGAGAAUACGAUCACCUAUUCACUUCUCAAGCAUCCCGAAGUCCCGGAUGAAGAAGCAGAGCCUGAUUACCAGAACCACAUUUAGUCUCCCUUGGGAUUGGGAAAAGCAAACCAGAAAGGCCAGGAUCUAGUGUCUCCUGGUCCAAGGGAUACUGUCAAUAUUAAAGAAAACAUCCAGAGUCACUUAUGUGAGUCCUGAAACCAACAGACACUACGAUAUUGGUUCCCAGUGCUUGACUGUACUAAUGACUUCCAUAACUUACAGCUUCCCAACUCAAGACUCUUCUACUAUAGAUCCACACAGCCAAUAAAAUUAACCAACUUACUGUCGUUAAGAGACCACAACAACAUGGGAACUGCUUGUAUUACAUGCUAAGCUAAGGAGAACAAUUAAUGUUUGACUGCAUAAUCUCAGCGAUGAUAAACCAAACUUUUACCAACCUGUCAAACGUGAUGCCUCUUUAUAAGGAACUUUAAGUUUUUUUAAAAAUUUUUCUAUAAAGGUCACAUGUUACUUUUAUAGUAAAAUGUUGUAAAAAAACCCAUCUUUCUAUUUACUUUUUCAAGGCUGCAAUGAUUGGAGUAUACACUGAGCUCUCUGGAGUUUGUUGGUCUUCUGUGAGAAGAAUCUUAGGGAGAUAGACUCACUUUUCCCUGGGGAGACAUAAGAAUCUUAGGUAGGGCUGGGCGGUGGUGGCACAUGCCUUUAAUCCCAGGACUUGGGAGGCAGAGGCAGGCGGAUUUCUGAGUUUGAGGCCAGCAUGGUCUACAGAGUGAGUUCCAGGACAGCCAGGGCUACACAGAGAAACCCCGUCUUGACAAAAACAAAACAAAACAAAACACAGAAGAAUCUUAGGUAGGGCCCUCAUGACAGACCAAAGUCAUAUGAUUACACUCAAAACUAGUUUGGUGCACCCGUGAGUUUAUCAGGCUUAUCUAUAGGGUCAUCCGUGAGGGGUUUCUUUCAGGGGUCUGGAGGACCUUACCACAUCAGUCUUAGUAACGAUGACAACAUCUUUACAGUCACAUAGAUGGUGCCCACCCCCUCCUUAGUUGGUUUGUCUUCCUCAGACUCCCAGGCCUGAAGCCUUUGCCUUUAGACAUCCAUGAUGAUGAGUAUGCACUACUACAUACCCACCACCACAAGCAGCCUGGUAGCAGUGGAGAGGAGGUAGAGGACGGGGCAGAUGGGGAUUUACAGUGGAGGGCCAGGGCCCCCCCUCAAACUGACCACGCUUCCAGUGAACUUGGCUUCUUGUUUCCACACUUCCUCCUUCUCUUUUCCCCCAUGACCAGCAGAAUAAUCACUUUAUUAUGUAACAGGAGUUCUCAGGAAGUCAAGCUUUGGAUGAAUGCCAGUGGUAACUGAAGGGUGACCUUGAACUCCUGAUCUUCCUGUUUCCACCUCCUAAUUGCUCAGAUCAUACUUCAUUUAUAUGUCCGAAAAAAAUCACUCAGGCAGAUAUUUAAGCAUGCUGUAACCACAUAAGUUCAGAGUAUAGACAUAUAAAGGAGGAAAAGGGAGAAAUUCUCUAUUGUCUUCAUUCUCCUUGAUUCCUCUCUCUCUCUGUCUCUCUCUCUCUCUGUCUCUCUCUUUCUCUGUCCCCCCUCUCUCUGCCUCUCUCUGUCUUUCUCUCUCUCUCUUGAAUAACCACUGUUGUAGGUGUUGUGUACAUUCAGGUUAUAUAUAUAUAUUUGAUAUUGUUUUUAGAAAUCCUAUACAUGUGAUUAUAUUGUUGAUUUCUUUUGGCUGGGCCUUUCUGGAUGUCUGCCUAGCUUCAGGUUCAUAGGUUCAUAGGUUGAGAUAGGUUGAGAGACCCUAUCUCAAAGGAUUAAGCAGAAAGAAAAAGAUAAAGCAGGAUACCAGAUGUUUUCCUUUGACUCCCCCCACAUGUGUGUCUAUAACACACACAGAUAAAAUAAAUAAUAAUAAUAAGAACACCCUCCAGAAUCUCAGCUUUGAAAUCCCUGAUAACCAAGACAUGGUUGCGUGGAUCCAUCCUUGUGUGGAUCUUAGCGGUUCAAUCCAAACACACAGAACAAAUAAGGCUAUUCGACUCCAGGGAGCUCACAUUCAGAAGCUCUCGCAUCCCUGAUGUAAGUGUGCCUCGUGUAAUCUAUUCAGUUCUUUCUCAUAUCUUCUUCAGCAAGACCCCUCCUGGCCACUGCUCUUUGUUUUUAUUUUCUCCAUCGUACAGUGUAGAUAAUUACGUAUCUUCUUCUUUUAUAUAUUCUCAUAUAUAGUAAAAUGUAACUUCAAGAGAGCCCCAUGAUUUCAUUUUUUAUUAACAUAUUCCAGAGACCAGAACAAUGCAAUCGAUUGUUGAAUGAAUUAAUAAAUAAAACUUUCCUCUCAUA
Molecule: messenger RNA, 3386 nt
Organism: Mastomys coucha (southern multimammate mouse)
Lineage: Eukaryota; Metazoa; Chordata; Mammalia; Rodentia; Muridae
Product: low affinity immunoglobulin gamma Fc region receptor II-like
Exons: 8
Coding region: 88-1113 (341 amino acids)
Biological process (GO): cell surface receptor signaling pathway
Molecular function (GO): transmembrane signaling receptor activity
Source: RefSeq, a predicted model, not a curated record